This is a messenger RNA of Halteromyces radiatus, 397 nucleotides long. RefSeq lists its product as uncharacterized. NCBI's taxonomy places the organism in Eukaryota, Fungi, Mucoromycota, Mucoromycetes, Mucorales, Cunninghamellaceae. The transcript is spliced from 4 exons. The record is from RefSeq and is a predicted model, not a curated record. Bases 130 to 384 code for a protein of 84 amino acids.
ACCAAUAGAGAAGAUAUUAUUAAACAAAAAAUAGCCAAUUAUCGACUUAAUGAUGAAGAAAGAACUGUAGUUAAAUCAGCUAUUUUUAAUUUGAUUACUUAUGCUUCGGUUGGAGCAGCAGCAUUAGGCAUGUCAGGGCGUAUGUGGUCCAAAUCGAGACAAACGUUAGGGAAAAAAAGAACGGCGAUUCCUACUAUAUUGGGUACUUUUACUGGUCUAGCAUUUGGUGGAUUAUUGGGAAUGAGUCAAGGAAUGAAGAAAAUACGACAAGAACUACCAAAAGAUUCACAAUUAUUAUCGAUUAUAGAGGAAAAUGAACAAUUGAAAAGAGAAGAAAUGAAUCAAUCAUUAGGAAACGUGUUAGAUCAUAGAAAUCAAAAAUGAAAUAAAGUUAACU